Molecule: messenger RNA, 1257 nt
Organism: Lathyrus oleraceus (garden pea)
Lineage: Eukaryota; Viridiplantae; Streptophyta; Magnoliopsida; Fabales; Fabaceae
Exons: 1
Coding region: 1-1257 (418 amino acids)
Source: RefSeq, a predicted model, not a curated record
AUGCAAUCUGAAUUUGAUGCUCUUAUUCAAAAUAAAACGUGGGAUUUAGUUCCUCAUCCUUGUGAUGCUAAUCUCAUUCGAUGUAUGUGGAUUUUUAGGCAUAAGAAAAAUUCGGCUGGUUCCUUUGAGCAUUAUAAGGCUCGUCUUGUAGGUGAUGGCAGGUCACAGGUUGCAGGUGUGGAUUAUGAUGAGACUUUUAGCCCCGUGGUGAAACCCGCUACCACUCGAACAAUGCUUACCAUUGCUCUCUCCAAAUCAUGGCCCAUUCAUCAACUGGGUGUCCAUAAUGCCUUUUUACAUGGUGAUCUUCAUGAUACUGUUUACAUGCAUCAGCCAUUGGGUUUCCGCGACCUCCGUCAUCCAAAUUAUGUAUGUCGGUUGAAGAAGUCAUUGUAUGGUCUCAAGCAAGUGCCUAGGGCAUGGUACCAUCGUUUUGCUGACUAUGUCGCCACCAUUGGCUUUCGGCAUAGCACAUCAGACCACUCCCUCUUCAUAUAUCGACAAGGUUUAAAUGUGGUCUACAUUCUGCUGUAUGUAGACGACAUCAUCCUCGUCACCUCCACUCAGGUCCUCCGCCAAUCAAUUAUGUCACUCUUAGCAUCUGAGUUUGCAAUGAAGGAUUUGGGCCCUCUGAGUUACUUUCUGGGUAUUGCAGUAUCUCGUCAUCCUGAUGGCAUAUUUCUUAGUCAAAUCACUUAUAAAUCAGAGAUCAUUGAACGUGCUGGCAUGGCGUCCUGCAAACCAUCAGCCACUCUUGUUGGCACCAAGCAGAAACUCAGCACCUCCUCCGGCACUUCUUAUGAGGAUCCCUCCUUGUAUCGGAGUCUUGUAGGGGCCCUACAGUAUCUCACCUUUACUCGACCUGAUAUAUCAUAUGCUAUUCCACAAGUUUGUCUUCACAUGCAUGCCCCUCGCACGAAACACAUGCUUGCUCUUAAGCGCAUUUUGCGCUAUGUUCGGGGCACCUUAAAUUUUGGGCUACACUUAUCCCCAUCUCCCAUUAAAAAGCUUAUCUCCUACACUGACGCUGAUUGGGGUGGACGUUCUGACACCAGACGUUCUACAUCUGGCUACUGUGUUUUUCUAGGUGACAACCUUAUUUCUUGGUCUUCCAAAAGGCAGCCAACUCUCUCUCGUUCUAGUGCUGAAGCCGAAUAUAGGGGGGGUUUCCAAUAUUGUCUCCAAAUCGUGUUGGAUUCACAAUCUUCUCCUGGAACUCCAUUUUCCUAUUCCUUAGGCCACUUUGGUGUAUUAUGA